AACCAAUAAUAAACAAGAGGGUUUUGUGUGAUUUAGUGGCGUUACGACAGAAAAAAAAUAUCAGUAGGGUUAUCAGAAAAGAAAGGGUCUUUUGGUAUUCUGAAGUGAUCAGGCUCAACAAUGGCAACUUCUUCGAAGAUCGCAACUUUGAUGAGCGACCACGAGAGAUAUGUGACCACGUUCGCCGAAUACUCGAAACGGUGUAGAAAAUAUGAGGUCUUGGACAAAUGGAUCAGCUUGUCUUUUCCUGAGAAAAUUGUCAACGCAAUUGAUGUUAAGGAGGCGGAAGAGUUUAAAAUGCUGGGAGUCGGGAGCGGAACAGGUCAAGUUGAGACAAGCGCAUUGAAACAGCUGUUAACUAAGUGGCCUAUGAUAAAUCACACUGUCGUCGAGCCCAACUCAGAACUCAUUGCUCAAUUUAAAGACUUAGCUACGAGGGAAGGCAACGGUCUUCAUGGCGUGUCGUUCAAUUGGCAUAAUCUGACGGUGGAGCAGUUCCGUCAUGAAACUUCUGACCAAUCAAAGAAGUACAAUUUAAUCAUGGCUGUCCAGAUACUCUACUAUGUAGAUAAUGUCGAAGAGGUUCUAAAAUACUUGACAAGUCUUUUGGAAGAUGGCGGUAUACUCUUUGUGAUAAUGGUUGCCGAAAAUAGUUGUUUUUCGAGGAUUGCCCAGAAAUUCCCUCAGUUGGAGAGCGAGAUUCAACACGCCAUUUCCAGCAGACAUAUUGAACAAAUGCUAACUGCCAACCAAAACGAAUUCAAAACGUAUGAGAUUGAAACUAAAAUUGAUUCUACCGGUUGCUUAGAUGGCGAUUCAGAACAAGGAGACCAUUUGAUUGACUUCAUAACUCAAGUUGCGUACUUGAAGAAACAGGCGUCCGAAUCUUUGUAUAACGAGAUAAUCGAAUUCAUUAAAAGUGAUAACGUUAGUUUGCCAAAAACUGACGAUGGUAGAAGUUGGAUUAGAUGUAACUAUGAUGCAAUUUUCGUCAAGAAUUAAGCUCAUUAGUAUAAUCGGUAAUGCGUAAGUCAAACGAUAAGUAUAACAUGUCCGUUUUUGAAAGAUUUUCAAUCAGAACAAAGAAAGCGCCAGAGAUUCCCUGACGAGGGCACAAAGGUCCCCAUCUGACGAGAGUCCCACGAUCUCAGACGGGGUCCACACCCGCCUUCAUCCCUACCAUGGCUGAUUUUAUUAAUAGGCACCUCUAGAUUCUCAGAAAUGGCCCUCUCAGUCUGUAGGCCUAAAAAAUAUUUUUCAUAGCAGUGUUGCCCGACAAGAUUAUCGAAUCUGGGAUUCAUUGUUUCCCGAAUGGGGAUCCUGUGACCUGGCCUAACUUCAGCUGGCGCCGCCAUUACUGAUUCAGAACCCAUGGAAAAUUUAAGAGAAAUAAAAUGUACUUGUUGAAAUAUGUUGAAAUAUUUUGUUUGGAUACUUAUAUUGAAUAAACAAGGAGUUUACUAUCAGUA
This is a messenger RNA of Anneissia japonica, 1469 nucleotides long. RefSeq names its product histamine N-methyltransferase B-like. The record is from RefSeq and is a predicted model, not a curated record. The transcript is spliced from 4 exons. Bases 121 to 1002 code for a protein of 293 amino acids. NCBI's taxonomy places the organism in Eukaryota, Metazoa, Echinodermata, Crinoidea, Comatulida, Comatulidae.